AUGUCUCCGUCCCUGCUGGAGGCUGGGGAGCCGCCGCUGCUUCCCUCCGGGGAGUGGGCGAGCGGGAGCUGCCGGGACACAGACCCGAGCGGCUUCGUGACUGUUGCGAGCUCCAGGAGCCAGGCGAAAGGCCAGGGCCGGGCUGCGGCCAGCAGCCAGCAGACGCUGCCUCCGACCCAUCCCGCCAGGGACUGCUAUCCCCUCUGGGUGGGGAACGUCACCCCCAGGAUCAGCGAGAAGGUGCUACACAGCUCCUUUAGCCGGUUUGGGGAGAUCCGCUUCAUCCGAAUGCUGCUGGAGAGACGCUGCGCCUUCGUCAACUACACCCAGAAAAAGGCGGCAGAAGCGGCCUAUGUGGCCAUGCAGGAUGCUGAGGUGGAGGGAAGCAGGCUGGUGCUGCAGCUCAAGCACCCAUCCCACGCCACUCCGGCCCCCCGGCCGCACCCAGAGCCCCACGGUGAGGUGGGUGCCCCCCUCGGCGGGCUCCUGUAGCCCGGGGCUC
This is a messenger RNA of Gavia stellata (red-throated loon), 502 nucleotides long. RefSeq lists its product as uncharacterized. The transcript is spliced from 5 exons. Bases 1 to 492 code for a protein of 163 amino acids. The record is from RefSeq and is a predicted model, not a curated record. NCBI's taxonomy places the organism in Eukaryota, Metazoa, Chordata, Aves, Gaviiformes, Gaviidae. Gene Ontology annotation, molecular function: RNA binding.